UCUAAGCCAUUGAUGUGGUGCAUCGACAUGCGGUGUUAGGUGGUAUUCUAAGUAAGCAUUGUGCUACAACGACAUGCGGUGUUGGGUGGUUUUCUAAGUCAGUAUUGUGCUACAACGACAUUAGGUGCUAAGUGGUUUUCGAAGUCAGUAUUGUGCUGCAACGACAUUCAUGUUAGUUGUUAUUCUAAGUCAGCAUUGUGCUACAAAGACAUGCGGUGUUAGUUGGUAUUCUAAGUCAGCAUUGUGCUACAACGACAUGCGGUGUUAGGUGGUAUUCUAAGUCAGUAUUGUGCUACAACGACAUUAGGUGCUAGGUGGUUUUCUAAGUCAGUAUUGUGCUACAACGACAUUCGGUGUGAGUUGGUAUUCUAAGUCAGCAUUGUGCUACAACGACAUGCGGUGUUAGUUGGUAUUCUAAGUCAGCAUUGUGCUACAAUGACAUGCGGUGUUAGUUGGUAUUAUAAGCAAGUAUUCUGCUACAACAACAUGCGGUGUAAGUUGGUAUUCUAAGCCAGUAUUCUGCUACAACAAUAUGCAGUGUAAGUUGGUAUUCUAAGCCAGUAUUCUGCUUCAACGACAUGCGUUGUUAGGUGGUAUUCUAAGCCAGCAUUGUUCUACAAUCACGAUCUCAGGAUUGGUCUUGUAUAUGUCGAACUUGCAGAUGAGUCGUAAGCGUCGUAUGGGUGAAUAUUAAAGUAACACUUCUCGAGAAUGUUCUUAAUAACAUUGAUUGCCAUAAACGUUCCCGCGUAAAAUAGGAAAUGUUCAUCCACAAUUACGUUUCAAAAAUUCCACUUUCUUUUCUUUCCACUUUCUUCCAUUAUAUUCCUAUUUACUUCGUUAGGGUAGUAUAACUAUCCUACAGUUAACGUACAACCAGAAAAAUAACAGAUAAUCUACCUUCCAUGGUGUCAUUAAUACACAAUACUUUGGAGUUCUUAUACAUGAAGGGCUUUACAAAAAUUAAUGAAAAGACUCGUAUUGUUCCCAGCUUUGAAUGUUCCUUCGAACUUCACGUGUAUCACUUCUAAGAGUCGGCCUGGGGCGAGUAUUGACUGGUUUGAAAACGGACACAACAUCACGAAUAACGCCAACUAUGUCUACAGCUCUGAUGUCACAUCUAGUAUUUUGACAUUUACGCCGAACGCGGAAAACACAAGGAAUUUAACAUGUAUUGCUAAUUACCUGUACAAAACUACCCAUAUAGAGUUGAGAAAUACUUCUAUACUUACCAUACAGUGUAACGUGAGCCGACCUUGUGAUUCGAACGUAGAAUGGCAGUACCCACAGUACAACUGCCUAAGAGCUGAUGUUAUCAAUGCUGUUAACCAGACAUAUUUGUUGACUGGAAACGUUACAUCUGGCGAGGUUAUCAACGCUUUGUCCGAGGUUGCAAACGUUACAGAAUAUAAAGAAAAUCGGACAUCGUCAGAGCUGCUCAAUACCACAGAAAUAUCAGCUUUAACAGACGCUUUGCGCUUAGUUGCAGGCCUUGUCAGUCGCCAGGGAAUAGCAACGUAUGAUGUUGCCAAGGUAUUUCUGAAAUCGGCAAGCAAUAUCUUAGAUAUGGAAAACAAAGAAACAUGGUUAUCGUUGAAACAAGAGAACAAAAACACUAGUGAAACACUGUUAUCUUCAAUCGAUGAAAUUGGUUCUGGGCUGCGUAAGAGGAUAUCAGCUGGAGUUAUUGGCAACGUUGUUGUUGUUAAUAAGAAUUGCGUGUUCGAGGUUAGAAAAUUGACUGAUGGGAUCGUACAAUUUCCCGACAAUCAAACCAUUCAAAACGACGCACAAGGUGACAAUACAUGGAUUCGUCAGUCAAAGAGUCGCAUAUCUUUAAACACAACGGCAUUAGGUGAAGUUGUUACGAUAGUUAUCUACAAAGACAUGACUGGCAUAAUAUCUUCUAGAACUUCAAGCAACCGGUCAUCGCACAAUGCAGUCAUAGUUAACGGCCCUAUCAUUUCGGUUUCGAUUUCCGAUAACUCUACCAAAUUGGUCUCACCGAUUAAUAUGACCUUUGAACAUGGACAGAAAAACUUUACCAAUGCAACAUGCAACUUCUGGAGGUUUAGGCCUGAGCAGCUGGGCUAUUGGGACAAUGACGGAUGUAAAGUUCAAACUUCAAAUGACACGAUUACUGUGUGUGAAUGUUACCACCUCACAAACUUCGCUGUCCUGAUGAGUCCUUUUGUUGAGGCAGAUGAAAAGUCCAGAGAGAUACGAAUUGUUUCGAUUGUUGGCAUUUCAGUAUCUGCACUGUGCCUACUUCUGACGAUUAUUGUUUUUGCAAGGCUUUGGAGAUACGUUCGGAGUGACAGAUCCAUUUUGUUGCUGAAUCUCAUCACUGCGCUUAUAAUCUCGUACGGGAUCUUCAUUGGAGGAAUCGACCGUACGGAAAAUAAGAUUGUGUGUACGGUAGUUGCGGCUGCGUUGCACUACAUCUAUAGCGCCGUCUUUUGCCUCAUGCUUGCAGAAAGCAUUGGUAUUCUGAGUGACGUUAUUCUAGUUUUUGCACAAAAUUCACCACUCCGCAAGCUGUUAGUGUUUGCAUGGGGUGUUCCUGUUAUCAUAGUUGGAAGUACACUUUCAAUAACAAAAACAAAUGGAUAUGGCGACGAUCAUUACUGCUGGCUGUCUCUAUCUCGUGGACUCAGAUGGGCAUUUGUUGGUCCAGCCUUGUUCGUAAUACUGUUCAACAGCAUUAUUUUGAUUAUAUUGUUUAAGAAAAUGUUUGCUCUAAAAGCAAUGGGAGACAAGCCAAUUAAAGACAAGAUCAAGACAACUCUUUGGUCUCUUUGCGUGCUCGUGCCUCUGAUGGGCAUCUCCUGGAAUCUCGGCAUCUUCUACGUCAACGAGUCGGCCUCAUUCAUGCAGUAUGUGUUCGCAGUAUGCAACGGGCUGCAGGGCGUUUAUAUCUUCAUAUGCAACUGCGUGUUAAAUGAAAAGGUUAAAGAUGGCUUCAAGAGGGAGAAAAUAAGGCGCAAAAACAAAUCGAUGACGAGUUCGUUAUGACAGAAUCUGCAUAACGUGUCGAAAGAAUCGACCGGUGAACGACGUCAUUGCGAUUAAGACAACACUGAAUCCGAUCCAUUCGUGUGUUAUGUGCAUAAAUUUCGGUUCGAACAUUCAAAAUGAACGUAUUACCAAACUAGGAGUAUCCGGCAUUCAAUGGAUUAGGAGCAACAAGCAACGUGUAAAUUUGAUUAAUUCACAUGACUGAUCUUGACGAUAACACAAAUGAUAUGAAGGGUGUGUAAUAGAAGUGUUCCAUUUUAUGUUUUAUUCAUAUAUUCAGUAUUCAAUUAUUCAUGAGCAUGUUAAGGUUUUCGAAGGUUUUUUAACCAUUCUAGAGAAAAACAAUCAGACUUAUUCCGACCACAAAACAAAAUACUAUGUACGUAAAAUAACUCAAAAUAAUGAACAUGUAUUGUGUACAAUAUUUAAUCAAAUCGUAAUGUAUAAUCAGAAAUAACUACUAUUAUUACUAGUAAUAAAGUUAUGUUUUUUAUGUGUGUGCUUCAUUGUUUGGAUUCGGAAACAUCCUGUAUCGUUUAACUUGAUGUCGAAACAAAUGAUAACGGAGUAUGUGGUAUCAACUGGUUGACAAUUUAAACUCAAAAUGUAAUGGUAAAAAAAAUAACAGCUCUGUAUAAGAUAUGUAUACAUCUUGUUUAAAUCUCGUUUGGAUAUGAGGAAUGUUUAGCUUUGCUUCCUAGACGUGUGCGCCUGUUUUUGUAAGAUACAGAGUCUAUGCACAAAAAUUGAGAAUCCAAACUAGCAGAUAUGAUCAGAAUAAUAUUACUUAUAUGUUGAAAUGACGUUGAUUUAGAAUCAAUCAAUAAAAAUUGACUGGCAAUCCAGCAUUCUGUAUUUGGCCAUGGAAAUAUAUACAGAAGAAACAUGGACAGGGAAUAAUACAAUACUAUAUAUUACAGAUGAGCAAAUUGACAGUCGUGACAAAUAUGUGAAAAUUUCAAAUACAAUUUUGUGUGUCAGCAAGCAAUUAAACAACAUCUAGACUAUUUAAGGUCUCAACUCUAAGAUUAAGCGCUCCAAUCAAAACAAUUUCAAAUGUUCUUGAGUUUAAGACCAUAAGUACAAGACAUCAUAGAUAUGUGUUUACUUAUUGUAGGUCAUGAUUAUAUUUUAUACGUAAAUAUAUUUUACAACAUUAAAUUAAAUUAAAUUAAACGUUAAAUAAAGAUUCACAGACAUUCUGAUUACAUAGUUUACACGUGUGUUCUAUUCUAGAAAAUGGGAACUAAAUCAAAGUUGGCUCAUUUGGAUUCUAGUCAUUUCAAUGAUAUACAAUCCAGGCAUUAUUAUUCGAAGCUUUGUUAGAAUUUAAAGUAGAGUUCAAUUUUGGUCUGUGAAGCUAAAGGAUCGCUAUACUCUUGAACAAAUUAUUUUGUGUUUACCAUGUAACAAUGUCACACGUGAAAUCAGUUGUAUAAAGCGUAUACCACUAGCCAAGAUUGUCGAACGUUAACUUCAAAGCGUGAAACCAUAGAUUAAUUUUCGUACAAUUAAAUUUUGUUAAAAUAUAUAUCUGUUCCAUAAAAACUUCGUAUAAUAAAGAAUUUUGGUUAUUUACAACUUUCAUCCAAUAACACAAAACUCUUAUUUAACAUAAAACGACAAGAGGGAAUUUACCCAAUUCACCGAGAACAGCACAUUUUGAAGUAGAUUGUUUUACACAAAGCAUAUUUUUGCAAAAUUUGUUAUGUCAUUUAUGAAUAUCAGAGUUUUCAUAAAUUCAGACUCAUAUCAGACUUAAGAACCAUACAGUAUGAACGGUGAUACUAAUGAAUCGAAUAUAGCUUGUUUGGAUUUGACAUCUAAUUUUACACGGCAAAAAAUAGAUACAAGAUGAUGAUAUGCUCUAAGAGCCUGUUUAUUUUGUAUUAUUACAGUAUUAGACAUACAUGUAUUUUCUGCGUAGAUGAAUUGAAUACCAUGGUAUACAAACCUGUCAAAAUUUCAAGGCGCUCUUUAUUUAGAAGACGAAUACAAUUGUAUAUAUUUAUUCCGCUAUUACACUAACUUGAGAAAACAUAUAUUUACCGUACAUUUUACAUGAACCCAUCUAUAUAUAUUCCACAAAUUACUAUUUUAGUGUGGCUAAUACACAAAGUAUAAUGUAUGAAAAUAUAUCAAUUAAGCGUGAGGAGAAAUACAAUCCUAAAUAGUUUUGUGUAAAACAUGUCAAUACCGCUUAGAUAGAAUAUACGUGCUCUUGCAAUUGAUUUGUCUGUUUGUCUGCCAGUAUGGUUGUAUGCCUUUAUGUCUGUAUGUCUGUACGACUGUAUGUCUGUAUAUCUGUAUGUCUGUCGGUGUAAAUAUUGCAUGUUAAUACCGCAUAGGUGAACCCUUUUUAGCGGAGGCUGCUAAUCGGCAUAUACCUUUUAAAUGCGUUCAUUUUGACUUUUCGCAAUAUUUCAAGUUGCAAACAUGAACACUUUUAAUUAUAUCUAGCUUAAUGUUCAUGCCUCUAUAAAUUAUGCUAUGUUUAUGUUUAAAUUAGCUUCACAAUGAUGUAAUUUGAUGUUAAAUAGCAAGUGUGUUUAUAUCUAGUAUACUAUCAACACAUUUUAGCAGACAAUGAUACACUAUGGUCUAAUAGUACAU
Molecule: messenger RNA, 5631 nt
Organism: Dreissena polymorpha
Lineage: Eukaryota; Metazoa; Mollusca; Bivalvia; Myida; Dreissenidae
Product: adhesion G protein-coupled receptor B1-like
Exons: 19
Coding region: 967-3015 (682 amino acids)
Biological process (GO): negative regulation of angiogenesis; adenylate cyclase-activating G protein-coupled receptor signaling pathway; cell surface receptor signaling pathway
Cellular component (GO): membrane
Molecular function (GO): G protein-coupled receptor activity
Source: RefSeq, a predicted model, not a curated record